Molecule: messenger RNA, 2687 nt
Organism: Branchiostoma floridae (Florida lancelet)
Lineage: Eukaryota; Metazoa; Chordata; Leptocardii; Amphioxiformes; Branchiostomatidae
Exons: 19
Coding region: 147-1709 (520 amino acids)
Source: RefSeq, a predicted model, not a curated record
GCACCACGGGAAAUUCUUCAAACCAAAAUGGCGGACAAAUAUUUAUAAAUUUUGGCGUCUCUUGACAACCAGAAGAUCAGACUCGUUUUCUGUAGAUUCUAGGGCCCCUUUCUGACUAUCUGUAGGCGGAGGGUGUUCCUGUCAACAUGGCGCAACUCAAGAUUCAAGCAUAUCUGGAUAAACACAAGAUUAGCGCGCUUUUUGAGGAGAUGAUGAGUAAACUGAUCCAGGAGCAGCCGGAGGAACCGCUGCCUUACCUCAGCAGGAUGAUAGACAGGAAGUGGGAGAAGAUCAGGCCAAAGAGAUCUAGAGAGAACUCUCCAGCUAGGAUGAGAACUGCCCCAAGUCCCUCAGCUCUGCGCAAGUCCAUGCCAGCAGGUGCUGCAACAUGGGCUGGAAAUAGCGAGGGAGCGGUGGCUAAGGAUCGGGAGUAUGACCGUCCGUGGCUGACUAACGCCAAACGGUCAAGGUCAAAGGGCAGGUCGGGGGUGGAAGGUCAUGAUAACAUCAGGCCAGAGAAGAAAGAUAAGGCCACCUGGAACCCCAACACACAAAAGGUCCCAACAGGUGACUUUGAUGAACUCUUCAAGUUGACCAAAGGUUCGAAGGGGAUGAAGGGCAGCAAGUCUGUGGACUUUGCCAUGCUGCAGGCCCAACUAGGGAAGGACGUAGAUGAAUCCCUCAGGCACAGUCAGCCCAUCUACUAUGGACAGCCCAGAGACCAGGCACUGAGGGAGGAGGACAGCCUGAGUUCCGAGCUGAAGGCCCCCAUGUCAUCCAGGUCUGGUGAAGAGGAGAGCAGCUCUGUGGACCUAGAGCUGCGGACAGUUAAGCCCCACCAACACUCGUUACAACACAAGCGACAGCUGGAGGCCAUCGUGAAACAGAAGGAGACGGCGUCGGACAGUGGGCUGGAGGAACCUGAGGAUGAUGAGGAGUAUGAGGAGGGGCUGGAGCUGCUAGAGAAUGCAGAUGACUUAGCAAAGGAAGGUGUCACCAAUGUAGUUCAAUCAGGGCACAAAAUCAGCUCGUCUUUAAGAAGACCGCCGACUCCUGAACCUCAAGUUAAGGUCACCAUCUGUGGUAGAUGUGCAAGCACUGGUCUGGCAGCAAACUCUGAAAGAUUACUGAGUGAAGACACCAGUGUUGUGCCCAAUGGGGAAACGCCUGACUCCGACUCAGAAGUCAGUGGGAGAGGUACUCCUAAAGCCGCAUUCCCACCAUUGCUGACUGAUGAUGAAUUUGAGAGUGUGUCACAAGUCGAGGGGCCUAGAGCCCCUGUGUGGUAUGCAGAAGAGUCAGAGACUGAAGUGUCCAGGAAAGGAGCCCACAUGUUAACUAAGGACCCCCGACCUGUCAAGGGCAGACCCAUGUUCAGCCCUGAGCCCCACCAGAAGCCUUUAGCCCUGCCUGCCCCGCCCACUAGUGGUGAGAAGCAGACACGCCCCACCAGUACCAGUGCCUUGACUGUCACUCUGAAGGACGACCUGUCUGACUUUGGGGACAGGAAAACCAAAUCAACUCGAGCCUUCGCCCUGCCUAAAGAUGACUCUGAGGAUGAAAACGGUACGGUGAAGUCAGCCACGGCUCUGUCACUGGGUGGGCGUUCCUGGCAUGCCCCGCCUGAAACAGACGCAGAAAGCGUGGACUUCGAUAGAGACAGAGUUGGCAGAGUCACAGGUUUUCGGGAGCACAAAAGAAGACCAUGACAAGAACAUUGCUAGUUACCAAAUACAAGGUGAAAACUCUGCACCAAUGACGGAAUAAUCUACACUUAAACUUUAAUAUCAAGUCAUGUAGUCCACCUUUAUAUUUAAAAAAAAUCUAGAUAGUAGAAAUCAGAUGUGGCCUUACUUUCUACUUCCAACCAAACACUGAUAUUUCUUAUGGCUGUCUAUAAAAUUUGAUAUUAAGUAGGUUUUAGAUAGGGGACAUUUAAAAUUUUUUAGAUCAUUUGCUGCACAUUAUUAUGUUGAAUAAUGUGGUGGUCUCUGCAGUACAAGAAAUAUUGUUACAAUAUAUGCAAAACAUCUAUUUGAAUUAAGUGCUGUCACGACUAUAAUAUUUGUAUAUGUAGCACUCUACGCAAGCUGUGUAUACUGAAUGUUAUUAAUGUAAUUACAUUGUAGUAAUAGGGCUAAGGGAAAAAUGUUGUCAGCUAUCAGUUCCCAGCAAAAAUUGAUGACCCUAGCCUUUUUUUUCAUCUUUAUUUUACAUUGUUAAACUUCAUUUGUUCGAUCAGUUUGCCAACACAUAACAAGAAUAUUGUGUAGGACGACGAUUGUAACGCAUAACACAAUUGAUGUUCCCAGGCCUAGAUACAACCAGUGUGAAGUUACAUUUUUGCUUCAGAACUAUUUCUGUUAACAUAACAGCAACUGUGAGAGAAUAGCAAAUAUAUUUGGUAAUGUUGUGUCCUACUGUUGUAAACAAAUAAGACAUUUUGAAAUUAUUUUGAUCCUUAUGUUUGCUUUGUGAAUAAAUUGUCAGCUAGUUUGCUUGUAUUUUUUAAAAAUUGAUAAACAAUGCUUACACCUUUGACUGUGGAAACUACAUGAAAAUAGGUCUUUAUUUUGUUUUAUAUUUUAGUUGUGUUCUUAUAGGAAUGUGAUACAAGUAGCUUUACUACAUAGCUCCACUUACAUCGGUGACAACAAUGGUUUCCUGGAUAAAGGUUUCCAAAAAAC